This is a messenger RNA of Erythranthe guttata (spotted monkey flower), 561 nucleotides long. The record is from RefSeq and is a predicted model, not a curated record. NCBI's taxonomy places the organism in Eukaryota, Viridiplantae, Streptophyta, Magnoliopsida, Lamiales, Phrymaceae.
AUGUCAGUUGUACACGCUUCGUUCAACACUGUGGACGACCAUCUACUUAGAGCAUUCAUAGAGAGAUGGCAGCUAGCUACCAACACAUUUCAUUUACCUGUUGGAGAGAUGACCAUCGCACUUGAUGAUGUGAGCACAUUGGUCGGUGAGUACCCGGAAGAUGUGGACAAGAGGAAAGCUGUGAAGUUGGAACGAUUGAAGGCCAAAUUUAGUAAGGUGGCCAUGAGAGACAGUGCGGAGAAGAGGACAUACGCCAUUCGGGCGUAUUUGUUAUUUUUGUUGGGGUAUACUAUAUUGUGCGACAAGACCGGCAACAUGAUAAGCGUGGAGUAUCUAAAUCUCGUCUCUGAUUUGGAUCAGAUCGACAAGUACGCUUCGGGCACUGCAUGUCUUUGUCGGUUGUACGAUGAACUAUCGUCAGCCUCACAAAAUUCAACGAACUCGAUGGCUGGCUGGCUGACGCUCUUCCAAUCAUGGAUUUAUGAGCACUUUCCGUAUUUGGCGGGUGGCACAUUGAAGAUGGAAUUAGAGGGGCCAUUAGCCAGCCGAUGGGAGCCUUAG